Molecule: messenger RNA, 654 nt
Organism: Paramecium pentaurelia
Lineage: Eukaryota; Ciliophora; Oligohymenophorea; Peniculida; Parameciidae
Source: the annotation of a GenBank genome assembly
AUGAUUAAUCGAACAAUUUAAUUUGUGAAAGAAACUUUAUGUCAUGCUGAAAGUGGUCAUGAUUACUUUCAUAUUGAAAGAGUUAUGAAGAUGGCCACACGUAUAGCAAAUGAAGAGAGUAAGAUCAAAAAUGUUAAUAUGAAUUUGGUUUAAUUGGGAGCUUUAUUACAUGAUAUUGCAGAUCAUAAAUUCCAUGGAGGAGAUGAUACUAUUGGACCUAAAGUAGCAAGAUAAUUCUUAGAAAAAGAUGGAGAAGCUAAUGAAGAAUUAAUUAAAUAAGUAGAAGAUAUCAUUAAAGAAAUAUCCUUCAAAGGCGCCAAAGUGAAAGAUCAGAUGUCAACCUUUGAAGGACAAAUAGUUUAGGAUGCUGAUAGAUUAGAUGCUAUUGGAGCGAUUGGUAUAGCCAGAUGUUUCACUUAUGGUGGAUACAAAAAUAGAUAAUUAUUUAAUCCAGAUUAGAAACCUGAAUUUCAUGAAAACUUCUAAGAUUACAAAAAAAAUGAAUCAACUACUAUUAAUCAUUUUUAUGAAAAACUAUUAUUAUUAAAAGAUAGAAUGAACACAGAAACUGGUAAAAAAAUUGCUGAAAAAAGACAUUAAAUUAUGGUGAAUUAUUUAGAUCAAUUUUUAUAAGAAUGGGAGGGAAUUGAUUGA